CAGAUAAAGAAGAAGGGCCAAAUUUCACAAGUCAGCUGUUUCCAGUCGGUAUAUUUUUGUUAACGUACCAGUUUCGCCCAACAACAAAAUAAACGAGAAGGUCAAGUCAUGGAGUUUGCAGAACUGAUAAAGACACCCAGGGUGGAUGGGGUUGUCCUUCACCGCCCUUUUAUGCCGACUGUUGAGGGGACCCUGUGCUUGACUGGUCACCACCUUAUCCUCUCCUCUAGACAGGACAACACAGAGGAGCUGUGGCUGCUUCAUUCAAACAUCGACUCUAUAGAGAAACGAUUUGUGGGAUCUUUAGGAAGCAUUAUUGUCAAAUGCAAAGACCUGAGGGUAAUCCAGCUUGACAUCCCUGGUAUGGAGGAGUGUCUCAACAUUGCCAGCUCUGUUGAGGCUCUGUCCACACUUGAUUCUGUGUCCUUGAUGUACCCUUUCUUUUACCGGCCCAUGUUUGAAGUCAUAGAAGAUGGCUGGCAUUCUUUCCUACCAGAGGAUACCUUUAAAGAUUUGGAAUCCAUGACUGAUGAGUGGAGACUGAGUGAAGUCAACAAGGACUUCAGCGUGUGUCCAUCAUACCCCCCUCUAGUGGCUGUGCCCAAAGAUAUUGAUGACAACACAUUGAGGAAAGUAGCUACCUUCCGUCACGGUGGCCGUUUUCCAGUACUUAGCUACUAUCACAAAAAGAAUGGCAUGGUGAUGAUGCGAGCAGGACAGCCUCUGACUGGCACGAACGGGCGACGAUGUAAGGAAGAUGAGAAACUGAUCAAUGUCACCCUGCGGCUGGGCAAACGUGGUUAUAUCAUUGACACACGUACUAUCAGUGUUGCCCAGCACGCCAAAGCUCGAGGUGGAGGAUUUGAGACUGAGGCUAACUACCCGCAGUGGAGGAGGAUCCACAAGGCCAUUGAAAGGUUUAAUGUCCUCCAGGAAAGCUUGAUUAAGCUGGUCGAAGCGUGUAACGACCAGUCCCACAACAUGGAUCGCUGGUUAAGCAAGCUAGAAGCUUCUAGCUGGCAAACCCAUGUCAAGGAGAUCCUCACCACUGCUUGUCUGGCUGCCCAGUGUAUUGACAGGGAGGGAGCUUCAGUACUCGUUCAUGGUACAGAAGGGACCGACUCUACCCUGCAGGUGACCUCUUUGGCUCAGAUCAUCCUUGAUCCGGCCUGCAGGACCAUCAGAGGUUUCCAGGGCUUGGUGGAGCGAGAAUGGCUUCAGGCAGGUCACCCAUUCCAGCAACGCUGCGCCCAGUCAGCUUACUCUAACAGCAAGCCUCGACAAGAGGCUCCUGUAUUUCUGCUCUUCUUGGACUGUGUGUGGCAGAUCCUUCGUCAGUUUCCAUGCUCGUUUGAAUUCACCGAGAGCUUCCUGGUGCUGCUCUUUGAACAUGCCUAUGCUUCUCAGUUUGCUACUUUCCUGGGCAACAGUGCAGCUGAGAGAGCCAAACUAUCUCUGACUGAGAAGACUGUCUCCCUUUGGUCAUGGGUGAAUCGGCCCCAGGAGUUGGAACGCUUGACCAACCCCCUCUAUGAACCCAACAGCCUUGUGAUCUGGCCCUCCGUGGCCCCUCAGAGUUUGCUGCUAUGGGAAGGAGUGUUCCUUCGUUGGAACCGCUCCUCUAAGUGGUUGGAUGACGCCUACGAGGAAAUGGUACAUAUCAUUGAAUACAACAAGGAACUUCAGAACAAAGUGAACAGCCUGCGCAGGCAGCUCGCUCAGCUGGAAACUGACGAUCCUCUGCUGCAAACACCAUAGAGUGGGAGGGGGAGGUAUUUGUGAAAAUAUAGCAAAAUAUAAAGACAGAUCAGUGUCUGCCCACUUUUAAUUUUCAGCCAUUUGAGGACAAAAACAGUUGUAAAUUUAGCUUUCUACACAAAUGAAGUGGCAGAUGCGAGGUCACACUUCAGUCAGCAUACAUGACUGAAACAGUGCCCUGAUGCUACACACAUGAAGAACAAAAACCUAGCUAGAUGUACAAUUUUAUGUCGUUUAAACUAAGCACGGCUGAGAUGGAAAAGUAACAGAAACCAAAUUCUUCUAAAGCCAAGCCCGUUCAUUUCCUUAAAUUAUGCCAUAACUGCUCAGUUGAUUUCACACUUGCAAAAACUCGUCAGGCCCCCUGGUCUCACACUAUCUGAUUUCUUAACAGUCAUGUAAAUGAGAAACCUGGUUUUGUCUCUAUGAGGAUUGUGUUCACCGCAGUGGGCUCCAGCAAACAAUGCAACCCUGUGUGGCAAAAAACCGAAUCUGGUUCAACCUUUUCUAUGGCUCAUGGGGACAUCAUCCAGUAAAAGCACCCCAUUAUGUAGCGGGUGGUCUGAAUGUAGACGCCCACGGGAGGAAGACUUUGUUGGCAUGAGCCUUUACUGCUGUUCACUCUUGAAUUUGGGCCACAUUUACAAACGCACCAUAAUGACACAUGAGUUUUCAUUAGUUAGGGUAUUGGAUGUUAAACAGUGUUUGUUUUUUGUUUUAAAUCAGUGCAGAUGCUGGUGAUAGUGUAAGCUACAUUAGUAGCAUGCACAUUAGCAAAAACAACAGAAACUUGCUGGAAAAAAAGUUGAAUGAAACCACUCACAUCAGUUCAGCAGAAGGUGGCCAGUCAUCCAAUAAUUAAAAAGUCACUUUGAACGGCAAGAAAUGAAAAAAACUGGAAUAUACUUUAUUAGUAAUUGGAAUUUUUAUUAAAGGUAUCAAAUAUGUAGACGUACUGUAUAAGGAAUUAUUAAAAAGGAAAAUUGCUCCACAUGGAAAACUUUGUUUCAUAUCCAGUGGAAAGAAACAGUAAAGUUAGAGAAAUGCAAUUUAAAAUUCUGCACAGUAUUUAUUACAUGUCACGAUUUGAAAAUAUCAGUAAGCUUUGCCGUUUUUGUAAAGUUGAAGAGGACUCAAUGCAACAUUUUAUUUUAUGAGUGCUCUUACUCCAAAGCAUUGUGGGCCAAGCUGGAGGCUACUCAUAGUAAUUAGACAAAUAAUAUGGAUGCCAAAAAGGUUAUCUUAUGCUAUAACAACCACAAAAUACAAUGACUUAUUAACUUAAUCCUUUUAUUGGGGAAAUUUCAUAUCCACAAGUCUAAAUUUGCCAGGAAUCUCUCAUGUUUUGAAUUAUUUGUCAUUGAAUUACGAAACUACAUUGAAUAUAUCAAACUUAUAAAUGAUAAGAAAUGCCAACAAGCCUUUAGUUUAAUUCAGCAGCUUAUCUAAAUAACCAUGACCUCAUUGCCUUUACACCUUUGUCAAGGUAUCAUUAAUGUGUAGUGUAUAAUGUUUGUUUUUAAUUAACUUUAUUUUUAUGUCUGUUUCAGUUGAAUUAGUUAUCUACUUUCUGUUUGUUUGUUUUUUUUUCUCUAGUUUACUGUCAUUUGGGUAUGAAAUUGGUAUGCUGUUGUUAAAAAAACAAAACGCUUCCUGCAACUUCUCGCCCCAAACCCCCCCCACGCAGCCUCGUGCACAAACACACAGUAGCGUUUUACUGCACUCAGUCUGAACGCCUGCUAAGCACCUACUGUACUGUACAAUGAAAGGCAUAUUUCAUAUGAGUUUACACAAAUUAGGUACACAAUAGAAUUUUUUAAUACAGCCUCAUUAAAUGGUAUCGCUCAUCAGCUUGCGCUGAAAUGUUUGGUUGCCACAUUCUCAGUAGUAGAAGUAGAAAGAUGGUACUUAGGGUCUUGUCAUGUCAUGGCAGCAAGAUCCUGAUUAUCAGGGAGUUCUGGAAUAGAUCACAUAGCUCAGUGGGAGAUUCAGCUUUGAAGAGCAAUUUAUGUUUUGGUUACCAGAGUUCAAUAUCAUUUUCAAGUACAUCAUUAAUCAAAAUGCAUGUCUGUUUUGUAGUUUAACAUUCAAAACUACUGCACUUUGUUUGAAAGACGCUUCAGUUCAUUUUGUGUAUAUUAAUCAAUUGUACUAUACUUCAAUAUCAGAAACCUACUCUUUCAAAAUCCCUUUUUUUUUACAUUUUUUUUUUGCUGAGUGAGCGG
Monopterus albus (swamp eel) is the source of this 3983-nucleotide messenger RNA. RefSeq names its product myotubularin related protein 9 (gene mtmr9). The transcript is spliced from 11 exons. Gene Ontology annotation, molecular function: protein phosphatase binding. Gene Ontology annotation, cellular component: cytoplasm. Bases 109 to 1758 code for a protein of 549 amino acids. The record is from RefSeq and is a predicted model, not a curated record. NCBI's taxonomy places the organism in Eukaryota, Metazoa, Chordata, Actinopteri, Synbranchiformes, Synbranchidae. Gene Ontology annotation, biological process: negative regulation of autophagy; phosphatidylinositol dephosphorylation.